AUGAAAUUCUCUGCUGCUAUCUUCGCUGCUGGUGCCAUCGCUGCUUACGUUCCAUCUGAACCAUGGUCCACCCUGACCCCUUCUGCCACCCUCAAGAGUGCAACCACUGACUACACCAAGACCUUUGGUAUUGCCAUCAACAAGGUUACUACUACUUCUGGCGCAAAGGCUAAGAGAGACGUUGUCACCCAGAUCGGUGACGGCCAAAUCCAAGCCACCACUGCUACCGCAACCACUGCUGCUGUUGUGACCCAAAUUGGCGACGGCCAAAUCCAAGCCACCACCGCCACCUCUACCGCUAAGUCCACCUCGAAGACCACCGCUGCUGUGGUUACCCAGAUCGGAGACGGCCAGAUCCAGGCUACCACUGCCACCCCAACCUCCAAAACCACCGCUGCCGUCGUGACCCAAAUCGGUGAUGGCCAGAUCCAGGCUACUACCGAGACUUCCGAGGCCGCCAAGACCACCGAGAAUGUUGUUUCGCAGAUCGGUGACGGCCAGAUCCAAGCCACUACCGCUACUUCCGCUCACCAGAGCGUCGUUUCACAAAUCAGCGACGGCCAGAUUCAGGCUACCACCGCCACCUCCUCCGUCGCAUCCCAAAUCACCGACGGCCAGGUCCAGGCCUCCAGCACUGCUACUGCUGACGACUCGUCCUCGUCCAUCGCUACCUCCUGCAAGAGCGACGAGGCCCUUGCCAUGGUCCUGAACGGCGGUAUCUUGACCGACGCCAAGGGAAGAAUCGGAUCGAUCGUUGCUAACAGACAAUUCCAAUUCGACGGACCUCCACCACAAGCAGGUGCUAUCUACGCUGCUGGCUGGGCUAUUUCCCCAGAAGGUUACCUUGCCAUCGGUAACACCACCACUUUCUACCAAUGCUUGUCGGGCAACUUCUACAACCUGUACGACGAGUCCAUUGGAGGCCAGUGUGAGCCUGUUCACCUCAACAUCGUUGACUUGGUCACGUGCUAA
Messenger RNA from Ogataea angusta, 972 nucleotides. RefSeq lists its product as uncharacterized. NCBI's taxonomy places the organism in Eukaryota, Fungi, Ascomycota, Pichiomycetes, Pichiales, Pichiaceae. The record is from RefSeq and is a predicted model, not a curated record. Gene Ontology annotation, biological process: fungal-type cell wall organization. Gene Ontology annotation, cellular component: fungal-type cell wall. The transcript has a single exon. Gene Ontology annotation, molecular function: structural constituent of cell wall. The coding region runs from base 1 to 972 and encodes 323 amino acids.